CCCGGGGUGGGUGGGAGCGGCGCGCAGGGGGCGGAGCCUGGCCGGCGGCGGUGUCCUUGCGGCGCGGCCCGGUCACCGGUUCACUGUUCGUACCGAGCGGUCAGCGCGGCGCGGCGAGGAUUGCGGCGGCGUCACCAUGUUGUGCCGGGCGGCGUGCAGCGCGAGCCGGGAGCUGGUGCCGGCUCUGGGGACCCUGGGCUCCCGGCGGAAGCACACCCUCCCCGACCUGCCGUACGACUAUGGCGCCCUGGAGCCUCACCUCAGCGGCCAGAUCAUGCAGCUGCACCACAGCAAGCACCACGCGGCCUAUGUGAACAACCUGAACGCCACGGAGGAGAAGUACCAAGAGGCGCUGGCCAAGGGUGACGUCACAACUCAGGUAGCUCUUCAGCCUGCGCUGAAGUUCAACGGUGGAGGCCAUAUCAAUCAUAGCAUUUUCUGGACAAACCUGAGCCCAAAUGGUGGCGGAGAACCCAAAGGGGAACUGCUGGAAGCCAUCAAACGUGACUUUGGUUCCUUCGCCACGUUUAAGGAGAAGUUGACCACUGUGUCCGCUGGCGUUCAGGGCUCCGGUUGGGGUUGGCUUGGUUUCAAUAAGGAACAAGGACGCUUACAGAUUGCUGCUUGUUCUAAUCAGGAUCCCCUUCAAGGAACAACAGGUCUUAUUCCACUGCUGGGGAUUGACGUGUGGGAGCAUGCGUAUUACCUCCAGUAUAAAAACGUCAGGCCUGACUACCUGAAAGCUAUUUGGAAUAUAAUCAACUGGCAGAAUGUCACUGAGAGAUACAUGGCUUGCAAAAAGUAAACCGUCAGCUUUACCUCGAGUACAUAAAGCUCUUUGUGGCUGCUUUUGUGGUAGUGCAGAGUACCUCCGUGUACCUGUAAGCUGCUCUGUCGUUUCUGAAUGUAGCUUAUUCAAGUAUUUGAUAAACACAAUUUAGUGCUAUGACUCACUUCUUGUUACAAAGUUUUGUUAUUAGGCAUCCAUUUGAAGGUAUUAAAUGCUUUGUAUGAUUUAGUCCUUUGAAUGAACAUUUUCUUCAGAGAGCUCAAAUACCCAGGAGGUUAUAAAUGUCAUCAUAAAGCCAUCCAAAGAAUCACAUCCCUCCACUAUGGGGCCCCCGUGGAAGCCUUUCUGAUCUGUUCUGCACUUAUAGAAAAUCUAGACUUUUGCCUGAGUUGUUUAAUAAUAAAACAUUACAUUUUUUCCCAAGGGAAAUAUUUAGUUUUCUAUUGACAAUUGCUUGUUUUGUAAGUAAUCCUAUGUCUAAUAUUACUUCUGGUAGAUAUCACCCAACGGUCUUUAAUUAUUUUUGACCACAAUUUGCACAAAGUUAACACCAUUUUGUCAUUAAAAAUUAAUAUAAUGUGAUUGCUAA
Myotis myotis is the source of this 1379-nucleotide messenger RNA. RefSeq names its product superoxide dismutase 2 (gene SOD2). Gene Ontology annotation, cellular component: mitochondrion. The transcript is spliced from 5 exons. NCBI's taxonomy places the organism in Eukaryota, Metazoa, Chordata, Mammalia, Chiroptera, Vespertilionidae. Bases 137 to 805 code for a protein of 222 amino acids. The record is from RefSeq and is a predicted model, not a curated record. Gene Ontology annotation, molecular function: metal ion binding; superoxide dismutase activity. Gene Ontology annotation, biological process: superoxide metabolic process.